AUGCUUCUCUCUGCCAUUGCACGCGUGGGAAUGAGAGCGCACUCUGGUCGCGCACUAGCCCAGGGUCUUGCUGCGUUUGCACGAGCCGAUGCCUCUUCCUUUGUCUCCAAGAGCGCCCUUACUGUUGCACGUCCACAAGCAGCGAGUCGCCUGCUGUCCACUACGUCAACCAUUAGACAGCACCCCAAAGAAGAGCUCCAGGCACAUCCCACUCACACCUCGCCUCCUCCAUUGUUGAGCCAAGAGAGCAACGCGCAGGCGCCUGCGUUUGCAAAAGGCGGUUUGUCACUUCCGCUCGAUGGAAUACGCAUUUUGGACCUAACGCGUGUCCUCGCUGGGCCAUACUGUACACAGAUCCUUGGCGACCUUGGAGCCGAGGUGAUCAAAGUCGAGAAUCCGAAAGGCGGUGACGAUACGCGUGCCUGGGGCCCUCCUUUUGCUGGCAACCAACACGACCCUGCAGAUCGAGGCGAGAGCGCCUACUUUUUGAGCGUGAACCGCAACAAAAAGUCUAUCACAGUCAACUUUCGGACCAAGGAGGGGCAGGCGAUUAUCCAUGACCUUGUAAAGAGGUGCGACAUCCUCGUUGAGAACUAUGUUCCCGGAAAGUUGGAGAAGUAUGGUUUAGGAUACGAGCAAGUCAAGGAGCUGAACCCCAAGCUGAUAUAUGCCUCGAUCACGGGCUACGGUCAGACAGGACCCUAUGCUACUAGACCCGGUUACGAUUGCAUUAUUGAGGCCGAGGCUGGCCUGAUGCACAUCACGGGUGAAAGCACCGGCCCGCCUGUCAUCGUGGGUGUCGCUGUUACCGACCUCACGACGGGUUUGUAUGCUCAUGGCGCCAUCAUGGCAGCAUUGCUUGCGCGUGCCAAGACGGGACGCGGUCAGCAUAUCGACUGCUCGCUACUGGAGUCGCAGCUUGCCACGCUUAGCGACAUUGGGAGCAGCUAUCUGAUUUCCGGCCAAGAGCCUCACCGAUGGGGCGCGUCGCACCCGACGAUUGUGCCCUACCAAGCCUUCCCUACUCGCGACUCGCGCAUUAUGAUUAGCGGUGGCAACGAUGGCCAGUUCAAGACUCUUUGCCGUAUACUGGGACUUGAGCAUCUCCCGACGGACAUCCGGUUCAGAACUAACAGCGACCGUGUCAAGCAUCGUGACGAGUUGAUCAAGAUUAUGACGGGACGGCUGCAGGAACACGACAACCAGCAUUGGCUGAAGGCAUUCGAAGGGCAGGGUGUCCCUUUUACAACCAUCAACGACUUUGCACACACGUUUGCCCAUCCGCAAGUGGUAGCGCGCAAGAUGGUUCUGGAGGUGGAGCAUCCUAAGGCCGGCAAGCUCAAGCUCAUCGGCAUCCCUGUUAAGUACAGCGAGUCCAAGCCAAGUGUGCGCCUGCCACCGCCUUUGCUGGGUCAGCAUACACAGGAGAUUCUGCGGGAUGUGCUUCAUUAUGAUGCGGAGAAGGUGGAUAGCCUUGCAACUGCUGGCGCCAUUUAG
Messenger RNA from Linnemannia hyalina, 1497 nucleotides. The record is from the annotation of a GenBank genome assembly. Lineage: Eukaryota; Fungi; Mortierellomycota; Mortierellomycetes; Mortierellales; Mortierellaceae.